Messenger RNA from Eptesicus fuscus (big brown bat), 1338 nucleotides. RefSeq names its product solute carrier family 25 member 17 (gene SLC25A17). NCBI's taxonomy places the organism in Eukaryota, Metazoa, Chordata, Mammalia, Chiroptera, Vespertilionidae. Gene Ontology annotation, cellular component: peroxisomal membrane. The transcript has 9 exons. The coding region runs from base 116 to 1039 and encodes 307 amino acids. Gene Ontology annotation, molecular function: ADP transmembrane transporter activity; coenzyme A transmembrane transporter activity; NAD transmembrane transporter activity. The record is from RefSeq and is a predicted model, not a curated record. Gene Ontology annotation, biological process: transmembrane transport.
GGGGCCGAGAGGGUGGAGCUUGUGACGCUUCGCCCGGGGCUCUGGCUCUUUCCUCACCCGCCUGGCCUCGGCUCCUGCGGGAAAAGUGUGGCUAAGUCUGAGGGGAGCCGCACCAAUGGCUUCCGUGCUGUCCUACGAAAGCUUGGUCCACGCUGUGGCCGGAGCCGUGGGCAGCGUGACAGCAAUGACAGUGUUUUUUCCUUUGGAUACAGCUCGACUUCGACUUCAAGUUGAUGAGAAAAGAAAGUCCAAAACUACACACAUGGUGCUCCUGGAGAUCAUUAAAGAAGAAGGCCUCCUGGCCCCAUAUCGAGGGUGGUUUCCAGUUAUCUCCAGUCUCUGCUGCUCCAAUUUUGUCUAUUUCUACACUUUUAAUAGCCUCAAAACAGUCUGGGUCAAAGGUCAACAUUCUACUACUGGAAAAGAUCUGGUGGUUGGAUUUGUUGCAGGAGUGGUGAAUGUGUUGCUGACAACUCCACUCUGGGUGGUAAACACCAGACUAAAGCUGCAAGGGGCAAAAUUUAGGAAUGAAGACAUUGUACCAACCAACUACAAAGGUAUUAUUGAUGCUUUUCAGCAGAUCAUUCGAGAUGAAGGAAUCUUGUCUUUAUGGAAUGGCACGUUUCCCUCCUUGCUGCUGGUUUUCAAUCCUGCCAUCCAGUUCAUGUUCUAUGAAGGUUUAAAACGGCAACUUUUAAAGAAACGAAUGAAGCUUUCUUCAUUGGAUGUGUUCAUCAUUGGUGCAGUAGCCAAAGCGAUUGCCACCACAGUUACCUAUCCCAUGCAGACAGUACAGUCGAUUCUGAGGUUUGGACGUCACAGACUCAACCCAGAAAACAGAACAUUGGGGAGUCUUCGCAAUGUUCUCUAUCUUCUUCACCAGCGAGUAAGGAGAUUUGGAAUAAUAGGACUCUACAAAGGACUUGAAGCCAAACUGCUACAGACAGUCCUCACUGCUGCUCUCAUGUUCCUUGUGUAUGAGAAACUGGUGGCUGCCACCUUCACAGUUAUGGGGCUGAAGAGUGGACCCAAGCACUGAGACACCUUACCCUGCAGAGCGCGGACAGGUGCUCAAGAUGGGAGUUUCUUUCUGUUUGAAGAGAAGUGAUUCUUUUUUUUACUUUUGCUCUUUCCACCGUGAAUUUUUACCCUCGUUGGCUUUAAAUGUAUUUAAGCGUAAACAUAGAGGACAGCCAACUUAAUUUUUAUGAUGAUUGGUUGAAUUUUGUGGGGGAGGUUGGACUGGUGGUUAUAUGAAGAGAAAGCAUUAUUGAAAACCUAAAAUUAAAAGUUUGUGGAUUGAUUAGUUUUCUUAAUGGACUAUUAAGAAAGAAUGGA